AUGAAUGAAGUAUCGAAGGUCAUCGAGGAAGAACUUUGUUCUUUCAAGGAAAUCUGGGUACUGAUUACGAACACGGAUGUCGGAAAUGACUUGAACGGAUUGAAAGCGAUGAGAAGAAAACAUCAGAGAAUGGUCUCGGGAAUUGAAAGACGCCAACAUAAAAUUGUUGAAAUAAUGGAUAUAGCACAAAAGGUUUUAUCUGUGGAAACAAGAGAAAACCUUGGUAACAAAAUCGAUGAGAUUGAAGACAAGUUGGUUGAACUAGAAACAUUGUGUCAUAAUAUUGGACAACUGGCAGACAUUCGCACAAAAAGAUUUGAGAAAUGGAUGUUGUAUUUUGAGCUUUUGGAAGAGAUUAAAGGACAUGAGCAAGUCUUAGAACAGAUCCAAAAAUCCAGCGAAGUUCUAAAGCAACAACAUGAGCGUUUGUAUCAGUGUGCGAAUGAAUUAAAUGGAAAAUGGGGAGAAGAGGAGAGAAGUGCAAAACUCUCAAAAAUAAAUGAGAAAUUAGGACAUUUGCAAAAUGAACUCCACCAUAUGGCAGAGAAGAUUAAACGCGAUGAAGAGAGAAAAAACAGGGUUCAGAAACUGCAAGAGGAAUAUGUUAAAAGGGCAAGCUCACUGGCUAAUUGGAUCGAACAAGUGGAAGAAGAUGUCUCCGAUAUGGUUCGAUUUGAUAUUAAAGAAAUCACGAAUUCAUAUCUGACUGAAUUGCUGAACAUUAUGGAAAUCAUGGAAAAUGAAAAAUUAGAUGAAUUGCGGGAGCUAGAAUUGAUUGAAAGUGAACUUCAAGAGCUCAAUGAGGAUGUUAACAGCUUUACAUGGCAUUCUUAUUCGUCCAUUUCCAAUCAAUUCGAACGUCUCGCUAAUGUCGUUACCGAACGUCGGAGGAAUGUGGAAAUUGAGCUUGAACGACAUUUCGAAAAUGAAAGAAUUGCAAUGGAUGCCGCGGAACAACUGGAUAAUUGUAAAAACGUUCUGAAAGCAACGAAAAUGGAGCUCGAUAAAUUGACAAAUCUGUCUCUAGAUGAGCAACACGUUAAAAUUGUCGAUUUGAUUCAUCAACUGAAGGAAGCUGAAAUUUUAGAAGACUUAGAAAACUUAAGAAGUUUAAUGGAGUCGAGAUAUAUAUUUGAAAACAAGUUCUCAAAGCAGCCUAUCAACGAUAUAAUCAUCGAAACAGUUGAAUACUUUGAGAAAAUGAAGAAAAUGUUGCGAAGUGUUGAGCAAAUGCUCUAUGAUCGUAGCAAUUCGGGUGUUUCUGAGCGACAAAUCCAAGAAUUCGCAAACUCCUUUGACUACUUUGAUGAAAAGAAUGAAGGAUUCUUGGAUUAUGAACACUUCGAGCUGUGCGUUAAAUCUCAAGGUUACCCAUUAUCAGUUGAUGAAGAAAGAACCGAAGUUUUGGCCAAAUUGGAUCCCAAGAAAAGUGGUAAAAUUUCAAAGUCGAAUUACAUGAGAUGGAUGAUUAAAAAUGAAUCAACUAACGUUUGCGAUGACCGAGAAGCAAUCGAGGAAGCCCUCAAACUGUUGGAUUCAAAAAAAUACCCGACUACGUUUGAUAUUGUGGACGAUCCAGAUUUGGAAGAGCAAGCAAGAGUGCAGAGUUGCACCAAUGUUAAGCAGAUUCCGUGCGAAUUGAUUAGAAAGCAUACUUCUGGAAGUGAAAUACGGCGACUUCCAUUACCGGGACGGAAACAAUCCUAUGAGACCGAAACAUUUUACAACGGAUCCAUUUCAAAAAAUUCUGUUCUUCCCUCGGCACUUCAAGAAAUGCUCGAUAAGCUGAAGAGCAGGGGAUUUAUUCCAACUGAGAAUCAAGUCGAUCCAACUACCUUGUCACAGACUGUGUGCACUACUGUAUCGAAAUGCGAUGAUAUUCUUCAAUUAUUUAUUCUUACCGAUACGAGAGAAGUAGAAAAAGCAAUCCAAGACGCCAAAUUGCCCGAAAUUCUUCAUGAAUACGUUAGAAGUAAUCUUCAAUUUUGGAGGAAUUCGUAUUCAACGAAACCAUGGAUGAAAGAAUUUCUACAAUUGAAGUCUGAUUUGAACGCGACAGAAAAACAUUUGAACGAUAUCGAGAAAAAACAAAAUAUGAUAACUAACAUCAUAGCUACUUGCGAAAAACUUGGAAUUUCUAGCGAUGAAUUGAAAGAUGUUCCUCAAAAUGAGAUAUCAAGCUAUCUUCAAACCCGAAUUAGUGCUCUUAAAACAACAAAGGAGGCUGAAGAGGUACUAAAGGAACUGCCAUCAUCAUCUAAGAGAAGAAAUACCAGAGACUGGUACUUGAAGCAUUAUGCAGAAAGUCCUGAAGCCUUAAAUCUAUCAGAUGACGAAGAUUCUUCAGGAGGGCGAUCAUCAUGUGCAGCGGAAGGAGGAGAAUCGUUAAUCGACGUCUCAUCAACUGAAGAAGAAUCUGAAGAUAUGAAUUCCUUCUUUGGGGCAAUGGGAUUAUAA
Messenger RNA from Caenorhabditis bovis, 2457 nucleotides. The record is from the annotation of a GenBank genome assembly. NCBI's taxonomy places the organism in Eukaryota, Metazoa, Nematoda, Chromadorea, Rhabditida, Rhabditidae.